Chaetomium fimeti is the source of this 993-nucleotide messenger RNA. RefSeq lists its product as uncharacterized. Lineage: Eukaryota; Fungi; Ascomycota; Sordariomycetes; Sordariales; Chaetomiaceae. The coding region runs from base 1 to 993 and encodes 330 amino acids. The record is from RefSeq and is a predicted model, not a curated record. The transcript has 3 exons.
AUGAAUGGAUGCCGGCAAGCGGGCGAAAAGUGCGUUUACCUGCCCACGUGCAGGCCCAAUAAGGCCGAUCUUGCUCAGAAGCUCGACACUUUGCAACAACGUUUGGAAAAGGCGGAGGCGUAUAUCCGGAAAAUGGACAACGAAGCCAAUUGCACCAAGAAUACGAGUACAGUGCCGCCGCCGUACUUCAGCCCGCCACCCACCAUGAGCCCCUCGUCGACACCGCGGCUACCCCUCCAGAUGCCGCCCUUCGAGACGCCACCGACCCCAACGAGCUUCACACCCGGGCUCUAUUACCCAGAGCCGAGGAUCAAAUGGCCCGAGCUCCUGGGCAACGACUUCCUUUAUACGCCGCUCCUCGACUCGCAGAUGCCACCGGGCGGGUUGGAUGGGGUGCGGCUGGACGACCAUGUGGACGGCACGGAACCGUCGGACCAUGCGCGGAGAACAUCGGGCAUCUCUAUCCCCAGCCUACGGGAGAUCCGGGAAUUAAGUUCGACAUUUUACGCCACUGAUAGGGUAGGGAGGGUGUGUGAUAGCUGCAACGCCGCGACGGCCGAGUUGGAAGCGUAUUGCAUGACGGCGUUUAGCGCGCAUUCCGACAUUGCCGGCAUAUCACUUGCGCUGGCCGAGUAUCUGUCGUGGAUGCGCAAGGGCGCCAACCUGAAAACGGACAACAUUGCGAGCAUGCUCGAGACGCUCGAGUUCCGCGCUCGCGAGGUGCACGAGAUAGCCGAGGCGAGACCAUGGGCGGCGUGGAGGAAUAUGGUAGUGGCACUGAAGCCUCUGGGGCGCGCGGCAGCCCGGCUCGCCGAGCUCGAGGAGGAUCUCGGCAGACAGUCGGCCCAGGCCGGGCACUUCUUCCAGACCGAGUACGACAUACGCUUGACGCUCGCCGAUCAACGCAGGUCACCCACAGGAGGGAUGGAGCCGGGCACGCCGCUUGCUGCACCGUCAUCGGAUGCAUCGGGUAGCCAGAUGGACAACAGCUAG